Molecule: messenger RNA, 745 nt
Organism: Myxocyprinus asiaticus (Chinese sucker)
Lineage: Eukaryota; Metazoa; Chordata; Actinopteri; Cypriniformes; Catostomidae
Product: splicing factor 3B subunit 6
Exons: 4
Coding region: 139-516 (125 amino acids)
Cellular component (GO): ribonucleoprotein complex; cytoplasm; nucleus
Molecular function (GO): mRNA binding
Source: RefSeq, a predicted model, not a curated record
ACGCAGUCUUCUCGGAAAUACGUCAUCACACUACGCUUUCAAUCGCUUGUGCUAGCCGCACUUUAAUAUAACCGGUGAAUCAUUACAGUUUAACUUUCCACACAAUUUAAUCAUUUUUUUCCUCAAAAACAUCCAGCCAUGGCGAUGCAAGCAGCUAAACGAGCUAAUAUUCGUUUACCUCCAGAGGUGAACAGGAUAUUGUACAUACGUAACCUUCCAUACAAGAUCACAGCAGAGGAAAUGUAUGACAUCUUUGGGAAGUAUGGGCCAAUUCGUCAAAUCCGAGUUGGAAACACACCAGAGACAAGAGGAACUGCUUAUGUUGUAUAUGAAGACAUCUUUGAUGCCAAAAAUGCCUGCGACCAUCUUUCUGGAUUCAACGUCUGCAACAGAUACUUGGUUGUAUUGUACUAUAAUGCAAACAGGGCUUUCCAAAAAAUGGACACAAAGAAAAAGGAGGAGCAGCUGAAACUUCUCAAAGAGAAAUAUGGAAUAAACACAGACCCGCCAAAAUAAUCAACAUACCUAUUUUUGUUUUUGCGCCUUCCACCUUGACAUUUCUACUUUACCCCUUUAAGAAAUGAUUGCUUUAAAAAUACCUGUUGAACAGUGCUUAUUACUUAACCCGAAGUCUUGUCAUAUAUAUUGACCUAAUUUCUUUUCUGUUUAUAUAGAAAACAAGGAAUAUGUCAUUUGUUCAUAAAAUUUGUUGUAUUAAAUCAAUGAUUUUCUUUUUUUAUUAUAA